Molecule: messenger RNA, 3318 nt
Organism: Octodon degus (degu)
Lineage: Eukaryota; Metazoa; Chordata; Mammalia; Rodentia; Octodontidae
Gene: Tmcc2
Product: transmembrane and coiled-coil domain family 2
Exons: 6
Coding region: 449-2569 (706 amino acids)
Biological process (GO): amyloid precursor protein metabolic process
Cellular component (GO): endomembrane system
Source: RefSeq, a predicted model, not a curated record
CAGGAAGCACCGCGGGCGGGAGGGGAGCAGGGCGCGAGUGAAAAGGAGGCCGGGCGCGCUGCUUGCUCCGCGGCCGGCCCAUGCGGGGAAGGGGCUGGGGGCAGGGCCGGGGGCCGCAGCCGGCGGAGAGGGCAGCCUGCGAGGUCCUGCCCGGCCGGCCGCCCCGCGCCCUGCCUCGCCCUGCAUCCCGCCGGCAGGGAGGGAUGCGCUGUGCGCCUAGCUCCCCCCCACCGCCCAGCCCAUGCCCUGAAGCACAAAGUUUGGGGUGUGGGGGGUACCUUCCCGCUUCCGCACAAUGACAGCCCAGGGACUCCUGCUGCACAGCCUCGACUGUGACCUGCCUUCGCUCCCCAGCCCCAGGCCUCAUUUCUGAGCGUACGAGGGGGUGCGGUCUCCCCCAAGACGGCGUCCAGGAAGGACAGAUUCCCCUUGCAGACCCGCACAAACCAUGAAGAGGUGCAAAUCGGACGAGCUGCAGCAGCAGCCGGGCGAGGAGGAUGGAGCUGGGCUGGAGGAUGCAGCUUGCCACCUGCCGGGCACGGACCUCCGGCCCGGGGAGGCCGCGGGUGCUAACUCCGCAAGCGGGCCAACUUCAGAUGCGAGUGCUGGGGCGGCACCCAACCCGGGUUCCCGAAGCAAGCCUCCUGAUUUAAAGAAAAUCCAGCAGCUCUCAGAGGGCUCCAUGUUUGGCCACGGCCUGAAGCACCUGUUCCACAGCCGCCGCCGGUCACGGGAGAGGGAGCACCAGGCGUCUCAGGAUUCCCAGCAGCAGCAGGGCAUGUCUGACCAUGACUCCCCGGACGAGAAGGAGCGCUCCCCCGAGAUGCACCGCGUCUCCUACGCCAUGUCCCUGCACGACCUGCCUGCCCGGCCUACUGCCUUCAACCGCGUGCUGCAGCAGAUCCGCUCCCGGCCCUCCAUCAAACGGGGUGCCAGCCUGCACAGCAGCAGUGGGGCCGGCGGGGGCAGCAGCCGGCGCACCAAGAGCAGCUCCUUGGAGCCCCAGCGCGGCAGCCCCCACCUGCUGCGCAAGACCCCGCAGGACAGCAGCCUGGCCGCCAUCCUGCACCAGCACCAGUGCCGUCCCCGCUCCUCCUCCACCACUGACACUGCCCUGCUGCUGGCUGAUGGUGGCAACGUGUACCUCCUGGCAGAGGAGGCUGAGGGCGUCGGGGACAAGGGUGACAAGGGAGACCCCGUGGCCCUGAGCCUCCCCUCAGGCACUGGCCAUGGUGACAGUGAUGGCCCCAUCAGCCUGGACGUGCCCGAGGGGGCACCAGACCCCCAGCGGACCAAGGCUGCCAUCGAUCACCUGCACCAGAAGAUCCUGAAGAUCACAGAGCAGAUCAAGAUCGAGCAGGAGGCACGGGACGACAACGUGGCAGAGUACCUGAAGCUGGCCAACAAUGCGGACAAGCAGCAGGUGUCACGCAUCAAGCAGGUGUUUGAGAAGAAGAACCAGAAGUCAGCCCAGACCAUCGCCCAGCUGCACAAGAAGCUGGAGCACUACCGCCGGCGCCUGAAGGAGAUCGAGCAGAACGGGCCCUCCAGGCAGCCCAAGGACGUGCUGCGUGACAUGCAGCAGGGCCUCAAGGAUGUGGGUGCCAACAUGCGUGCAGGCAUCAGUGGCUUCGGGGGUGGCGUGGUGGAGGGCGUCAAGGGCAGCCUCUCUGGCCUGUCGCAGGCCACCCACACCGCCGUGGUGUCCAAACCCCGGGAGUUCGCCAGCCUCAUCCGCAACAAGUUUGGUAGUGCUGACAAUAUCGCCCACCUGAAGGACCCCCUGGAGGACGGAGCCCCUGAGGAGGCAUCCCGGGCGCUCAGCGGCAGCGCCACGCUCGUGUCCAGCCCCAAGUACGGCAGUGAUGAUGAGUGUUCCAGUGCCAGCGCCAGCUCAGCCGGGGCAGGCAGCAAUUCCGGGGCUGGGCCAGGGGGUGCUCUGGGGAGCCCCAAGUCUAACACGCUGUACGGUGCGCCUGGAAACCUGGACACUCUGCUGGAGGAGCUGCGGGAGAUCAAGGAGGGACAGUCACAUCUGGAGGACUCCAUGGAGGACCUAAAGACGCAGCUGCAGAGGGACUACACAUACAUGACACAGUGCUUGCAGGAGGAGCGCUACAGGUACGAGCGGCUAGAGGAGCAGCUGAAUGACUUGACUGAGCUUCACCAAAACGAGAUGACCAACCUGAAGCAGGAGCUGGCCAGCAUGGAGGAGAAGGUGGCCUACCAGUCCUAUGAGAGAGCUCGGGACAUCCAGGAGGCCGUGGAGUCCUGCCUGACCCGAGUCACCAAGCUGGAGCUGCAGCAGCAGCAGCAGCAGGUGGUGCAGCUGGAGGGCGUGGAGAAUGCCAACGCACGGGCCCUGCUGGGCAAGUUCAUCAACGUAAUCCUGGCACUCAUGGCUGUGCUGCUGGUGUUCGUGUCCACCAUCGCCAACUUCAUCACGCCGCUCAUGAAGACGCGUCUGCGCAUCACCAGCACCGCCCUCCUGGUCCUCGUCCUCUUCCUGCUCUGGAAGCACUGGGAUUCCCUCACCUACCUCCUGGAGCACGUGUUGCUGCCCAGCUGAGUGGCCAGCCUGCCCCACCCCAUGCUCCCUGGCCUCCUGCUGGCUACUUUUCCAAGGGGGACCCUGGGACUUCAGAGUCCCUUGGACUUCAUGUGUCCGGUUUGGCCUCCUGCCCAAGCUGUCCAUUACAGCUGUGCCCAUCGCUCCUCUGUUCUUGCUUUUGUCUGACACCUUUUCUCUGUGGCCUAGCGGAGGACACCAGGACUGGGUCGUUUUGAUUAUUUACAGGAAUUCUCCCAGCUGACCUUGGGAUGCCCCAGGUCAAGAAGGCCAGUAAGAACAAGGGAAAGCCAGGUCUCUCACUUCCAUUUUCCGAGGAGAGAGCCUAACCUAUAGGCAGCCAUGGCCUCCCAUGGAGACAAGAGAAAGGCGACUGAGGGAGAGAUUGUGCUGGGCCCAGAAAGCACAGGAAGGCGCGGCUCCCAGGCUGCAGACACAACCAGGGCCUCAGAGCAGGCGCCAAGCAGCUCUGGAGAGCACAGCCCAUCCCUUGCCCCUCUUUCCACAGAGCUGGUUGGGCCUGGCUGCUGGGGCUGGGUUCUGCCCUGGUCUGAAGAUACAGGCUUGAGGCUGGUGUGGCUUUGGACUCGUGUGUUCCCUGCUGGUCUCUUCCUGCCUGUCACUGGAUCUUCUGUUUUUAGGGAACAGGCCCCGGGGGCUCCAAGCCCUUCUGCCUCUGGGCAAGCACUGGAUCCUAUUUAUUUAUUUAUUUAUUUGUUCCUUUUUCCCUUGCCCUUCCUGAGCUCCAG